Molecule: messenger RNA, 981 nt
Organism: Anopheles marshallii
Lineage: Eukaryota; Metazoa; Arthropoda; Insecta; Diptera; Culicidae
Gene: Spt3
Exons: 2
Coding region: 1-981 (326 amino acids)
Biological process (GO): transcription by RNA polymerase II
Molecular function (GO): protein heterodimerization activity; transcription coactivator activity
Source: RefSeq, a predicted model, not a curated record
AUGGCUAAUUUGCGCGAUAUUUCAUCCAAAAAAUCCGCCCGUCCCACGAUUAAUGUGGCCAUCCACCCCAACCCAGGCACACCACCCACCGGGUCCGGUGGUUCGCACGACAGUGGUGAGUACAAACCCAUCUUCUUCAACGAAAUAUCGCAAAUAAUGCGUGGCUACGGUGAUUGUGAGAAGCCGCACCGUGAAUCGGUCCUGCUGGUUGAGAAGAUAGUGCUACAGCAGCUACGCGGAAUCAUGCAGGAAGCGAUCGACCAUGCCAUGUCGCGCCCAAACUCGCCCACCCUUUCCCGGCGUGACUUUGAGUACAUUAUGCGCAAGAAUCAAAUACGCGUGGCACGGUUGCAGAAACAUUUUCGCGAUGUGGCACUGAUGAAGAAACGGCUGAAGGAUCUGUGCGGCGGACGCUAUUCGCAUCUGAAUCUGGGUGCCUGUCCCGAAACGUCGGAUGAUGAUUCUGACCGGGAAGCGCCGGAAAAGUACGACGAGGAGAAGGUGCGUCGUCUCUUUCGAGCGGACCGCAUAUCACAGAUCCUAUCUGGUAGACAGUACGACGAGUACAUAGCGGCCCGUCGGGCUUCCUUCAUGCACCGAAACACGGAAGUGAUGAAAAGCAAGAUGAGACUGUGGCUAAACAUUCCGGAGGACGUGAACAUAACGCAAAGCUGUUUGGUUACGUUGGCCUAUCUAGCGCAUGAAACCAUCGCGGUGCUAGUGGACCUGUGUAUACUGUCACGGUUAAACAGCUCCAACAGAACCGUUGAUCCGUACAGUCGAGUUACUCCUUCCGGUAAAUCGUACAACAUGCUGCACACCUGUCCGGAGGUGUCGCAGGGCCGUGGGUUGGAUGGCGUGAAGCCCAUCACGCCACAGGAAAUCACCGAAGCUAUGCGAAGACACCGACAGAUGGCCAUGCGUAACUCGGGUCGUUAUAGAAAUGCGCUUAAUUUUAAACCUCCCUAUCUGGCAAUGUAA